AAUUCGUCACCAUCACAAAUCUGUCAAACGACUGUAUGGGUUGAGUGUAUUUAUCAUAUUUAACUAAAAAUAUAAGAAGACAAACUUUGUGCUACGUAGUGAAAUAAGUAUAAGGUGGCGCUCACUAAUUAAACACAAUGUCUAAAUUUGAAGACAACCCGUUUAGUGAUCCUGCCAUAGACAACCCCUUUGCCGACCCUGCAGUGCAGCAAGUUGCGAGGAAUACGAAUACUGUGACACAGGGUCUUGACGACUAUAAUCCAUUUGACGGUACCCAAAAUGCAAAUCAAGCUACGCCUCCGCAACAGCCAACACAGCCGGCAAUCAUGCAAGCAGUGUCUCCACCGGCCAGUGGACAAUAUACACGACCAAGUCCUUCACAGCAACCCCAGGGCCCACCAUCAAACUUCACAACAGCUGAUUUCCAGGAGUUGAAGAGACGACAAGAGGAAUUGGAGCGAAAAGCUGAAGAGUUAGCGAGAAGGGAGGCCGAAUUGCGUGCUGGCUCUGCUGGACGUAGGAACAAUUGGCCACCACUGCCAUCCUUUUGUCCCGUACAACCAUGCUUCUAUCAGGACAUCAAUGUGGACAUACCGCUCGAGUUCCAGAGGAUUGUACGACAUUUAUAUCAUUUGUGGAUGUUUCACUCAUUAGUCCUGGCGUUGAACAUUGUCGGUGGAAUGGCACUUCUGUUCUCUGGAAAGGGCCCAACAGUGUUUGGGCUAUCAAUACUAUACUUCAUACUGCUAACACCAUUCAGUUUCGUCUGCUGGUAUCGACCGAUAUACAAGGCGUUCAGGAGUGACUCCUCGUUCAACUUUAUGGUGUUCUUCUUUAUAUUCCUGAUCCAAAUACUGAUUACAUUGGUGCAGUCGAUCGGUUUCUUGGAUGGUGGCUCUUGUGGUUUGAUCACAAGCAUCGACGCGUUCAGUGUGAACGUAGGUGUCGGAAUUGUGACAUUGUUGGUCACCAUUGGAUUCAUCACUUGCGUCGUUGCUGACAUUCUGCUCAUCACAAAGGUGCACCGCAUCUACCGGUCUACGGGCGCGUCGCUGGCGAAGGCGCAGGCGGAGUUCACGACAGAGAUCCUGCGCAACCCGCACGUGCAGACCGCCGCCAGCAACGCCGCCGCCGCCGCCGUCAACGCGCAGAUAUCCAACAACCGCUACUAGCGCGCCGCCGCCGGUAAAAAGCAACCAAUCAUCGAUCAGCAUUUAUGUGCGCAGCGGAUAAGUACAUAACUACGUGUAAAUCAAUAUUAAAUUAUAAUAUAUUCAAACAUCAUAUUGCUGAGGUUAAUUUAUUCUGAGUGCACGUAAAUUAUUAUUAGGCCAGUGUAAAAUUGUAAAGGUCAUUUUUUAUAUUUAUUUUUCUGUUUAUGAAGCCAUUAAAAUUUUGUAAAGAAGAUUUUAGGUUCUCAAAGUUUUCUAGUAGUGGUACGUAAUAAAUAAUUUAAUAUAUAUCAAUAAAGAAAUGCACGAUUUUUUCUGAAAAUACACUUAAAUAUUACUUAUACUUAUGUAUAGACGUUUUGAGAGACAAUACUUAUAUCAUCUGUAUUUACUCCUUAGUCUAUGAUUAAUUAAUAAGUGCACUCAGUCAAAGUAUAACAUCCUAUCAGUUUUAUUAAAUUAAAUAUUGUUAGUUUUAAUAUGCAAUAUGUAUGACAAAAUGCUUGUUAUUAUUAUAUUAAAGAUUUUGUUGACGCACUUUGUUAUAUUUAAAUGUUAUUUGAUGAAGUAUUCUUGGAAACGUUUUCUUUUAUUUACGUGAAAUUUAAAAAAAUAUUCGGCUCUUUCAUUUGCUAUGUAUCAUAAAAUUUUCCCAUAAAAUGAAGUAUUAUUCCGUAAAUUAACACAUCUUUUUCCCAUUUGCGAUGUUUUUGUUAUCAUCGAUUAUGUAGUAAGAUCAAAUGUAAAUAAUGAUAUUAUAUACUACGGCCAAAAUGAGUAUGGCUGUGUCAUUUUAACAUAUUCUACUAACCUUCGACAUUAAUUAUAAUUGGUUUAAUUUAUAAAAAUAGCAAUGCACCAAACAUAAUGCCGCUGGUAGAUUACUGAAAUUAUAUUUUGAUUCUUCAUUGAAUAUAAAAAUAUUUGUAAAUUACAUUCAAUUCUAUAAUAUAACAACUACAACAUAUAAAUUUAUCAUAAUAAAAUAUUUAUAACAGCCAAUAAUUGAUUAAUAACAUUUGUAUUUAAUUUUGAAGCUUCAUCGCAAUUGAAAUGUUUGGUGCACACUGGCACAGAUUGUGUUUCGAUUAUUUUCUUAAUUGCAGCUAUAUAUAGCUUUUAAAAAUAUUCUACAAUCAUUAUUACAGCAAUUCUGCUAGGUCUUCUGUAAUAAAAUAUUUAACACGAGGUUAUAUAACUGCAGUGGUCCCAAUAUUUUAGCGUAAUAUAAUGAUCCACUUUGUCUUUAAGUGAUAACAUGACUCCCUGUAUUAUAUAUAUUAUAUUUAUUAUUUGGACCACAACUUAUUGUAGCUUCAAAGAAUAAGAUAAUCUUGUAGAAAUUUUAUUACGUUAAUGUAUUAAAAAAUCUUUCUUCUUUCCUUUAAAAAAAUCCCUUCAAAGGUACAUUUUACUAUGUAUAAUCUUAAAAAAUGCCAACCUAAUUGACAAAUCAAUAUUUUAUGCAUUAUGUAUAGUUAUUUAUUACUAAUUAACGCAUCAUCUGAAAUAUCUUGUUUAGUUAUUGCUAGAUUUAUUUAAAAAAUACAUGAGCUUAUGGACGCUUUAAAUAUAUAAGAAAUCCAAAUAUCUUCGCUGCAUUUCUGGAUUAUAAAAAUUAUAAUAUAAAGUUGAAAAUGUAUUUCAUUUAUUCACGAAUUUAGUUUAUCACUUCACAAAAUUCAUGUAGACAUUCCAUAUUGGGCCAGUGUAUAUAUCGCUUAAUGUCCCUUCACUAAGAUUUCGUGUUAAUGUGUAUAUCGAUUUUAAAAACUUCAUCGUAGAAAGUGUCGUGUGUUCGAACCGUUACUUAAAUUUGUAUGUGUGUAAUCUUGCCGUGUGUUUCAAUUAGUUAUGCACAAGACUUAAAUACACAAUCUAAUUAUGAUAUUUAACAAUAUAAUGUUAGUCUAGUCACAUGACUGACGGUUUCGAUAAAAGAUCAACAAAAGCAUAAUAACAAUGCAUUACGUACUUCUACCACGUCUUCAUUCUCAAGACGGGAUAUAUAUCUGGGCCUAGUUUAUUGUAAAUUAUUGUAAGACCGUCCUUACCCAGAUAAUGGUAAGCGAAGGCGUAGAUUUAUCUUGUUUAACUGUUUUGUAACGAUUAAGUCAUGUUAUAAACUUAUGAUUAAUAAUAAAUAUAAUUUCUGAA
Zerene cesonia (dogface butterfly) is the source of this 3329-nucleotide messenger RNA. It is a transcript of the gene Scamp, whose product is annotated as secretory carrier-associated membrane protein 5. Gene Ontology annotation, biological process: protein transport. The record is from RefSeq and is a predicted model, not a curated record. The coding region runs from base 138 to 1172 and encodes 344 amino acids. Gene Ontology annotation, cellular component: trans-Golgi network membrane; recycling endosome membrane. NCBI's taxonomy places the organism in Eukaryota, Metazoa, Arthropoda, Insecta, Lepidoptera, Pieridae. The transcript has 9 exons.